This is a messenger RNA of Cannabis sativa, 1925 nucleotides long. RefSeq lists its product as uncharacterized. The record is from RefSeq and is a predicted model, not a curated record. Bases 537 to 1694 code for a protein of 385 amino acids. NCBI's taxonomy places the organism in Eukaryota, Viridiplantae, Streptophyta, Magnoliopsida, Rosales, Cannabaceae. The transcript has 2 exons.
GGUCCAAUGUCAAAUAAUUGUACAAUUGGGACUAUAUGUUGUUUUUGAAUCGUUUUCCAUAUCAGAGAAAGAAUAUACAAAAGGAUUUCACUCACACAUUCUCCAAUAUACAAACAAACGUUAUCCCAAUUCCCCACCUAUAUGAAAAGUCAGUUUAUUAGCUACUCACUACUCAGCUUCCUAAUCUUUCCAAAUUAAUUAGAUUGUUUCAAUUCGAUUUCUUCACUUGUUUCGCUUAGAUCAAAUGGUUCAACGCGGAAAGAACAAAAUUCGUACCGCAAAACAUAUAUUUAUAAUUUCGUAUGGUUUAAGGUAAGACACGUAACAUUUAUCCCAAAUUUAGACUGACUUAUGAACCUUCCUACUGGUUUUCAAAACAUUCACAUUCCACAAGUCUACAGGAUAUUUUUUUUAUCCUACAUAUAUGAAAAACGUAUCAUAACAUGAUACAGAGAGAAAUUAAAAAAAGUAAGCCAAAAGCAGAAAUAGCAGGGAAAAAAAAAUAGAGUACUUUAGCAACAACCCAAGAGAGAAUCAUGUACGUGACAAGGCCUCUGUCUUUGCUUAGAAGGUCCCCUGAGCUACUGAAUUCAGCACCCCAAGAGGGUCCAAAUUCUGGUUACUUGGUUCUCUUAGACGAAGAAUCUGAAACAACGACCUGUUUUGGAUUGUGUAAGGAAAGGUCAAUCAAAGCCCUGCCAUUUCCUCAGAACAAGGAUCUAAGUGUUACUUAUACAGUAAGCACUGGAGAGAACACUACGACCUAUUACGAUGAUGUAGUGUUCGUUCCAGUGCUAGAUCAACCCCUCUCUUCCAAUCGGUACUAUGUAAUUCGCCGCCAAGGAAAACAUAAAGGUGAAGCUAGCGCAAGCUCAACAGAAGAUGACAUGGGAACAUGUUGUUGCUGCACAUAUAUUAGAGACGUCAAGCCGAGGCCGUUGGAUCCUUUAGACACCUUUCAACAAGUUGAGAUCAUCCGAAAGCGUCGCGGAAGCUUCACAGCAGCAUCCGUGGCCGAAAAUGGCUUUCCUCCUACGUUUUUGAGGAGAAAAUAUUGGCAGCUACAUAUGCAGACACCUCGCCAUUACCACCUAGAUGAAGCACCUGGGGUGAACUCCUCGCUAAGAUCACAGCUUCCGGAACUCAAUAUAAUUGUGGUCGUGGGAAAAUGGUACUGCCCUUUUAUGUUUGUCAAGGAAUUAGAGGGAAAACUCAAAGAGCAGGUGAAAUAUUCCACGUUUUAUGAGAUGAGACUUGAGCAGAGAUGGGACAAGGUUUUUGAAUGUGACAACGUUGGGAACGACAUGAAAAUGGUGAGUGUUGAUGUGUUUGUUAAAAGAGAAGAGGCUCGUGUUGAUGGAAAGGAAGCUAUAUGUGAUUGGGGCCAUGUUGAUGAUGGAGUUAUCUGGUUUAGAAGUUGUGGUAAAGGAGAAGAAGAAUCAGGAAGGUUACUGGGGUUGAGCAAAUUGAUAAUGGAUAGAAUAAGGUGGGAAGAAGAGAGAGUUGGGUUUAAAGUGGAUGAGAUUGAAAGGCAAGUGAAUGUGAAAAGAACAGAGGAGUUUGAUGGAAAAGAGUGGAGCAAAUUUGGAUGUUAUGUCUUGGUAGAGAGGUUUGUGUUGAUGAGAGUAAAUGGCACCGUAUUGUUGACUCUUGAUUUUAAGCAUACCAACCAAAUUAGGUGCAAAUGGGAAUGAGCUAGCAAUAUCGGUGACACUUCAAUAUACUGAAGUGUAGUUUAUGUUCUGCAUAUUUCUCUGUUUUUUUUUUUCUUUUCUCUUUUCCUUCUUCCACUAUUUAAAAUGUAUGAUAUUAUUCACUAUUUACUUAUUGAUAUGUUAAAUUGCUGAUGAAACAUGGUAGUGUUGUCAUGUGAGGAUUGUAUUAUAUUUAGUGUGUGUAUAAAUAAACCAUUUAUUGCGAGCUAA